Messenger RNA from Mycosarcoma maydis (corn smut), 1503 nucleotides. RefSeq lists its product as uncharacterized. NCBI's taxonomy places the organism in Eukaryota, Fungi, Basidiomycota, Ustilaginomycetes, Ustilaginales. Gene Ontology annotation, cellular component: vacuolar membrane. The coding region runs from base 1 to 1503 and encodes 500 amino acids. The transcript has 3 exons. Gene Ontology annotation, molecular function: amino acid transmembrane transporter activity. Gene Ontology annotation, biological process: amino acid transmembrane transport. The record is from RefSeq and is a predicted model, not a curated record.
AUGUCUUCCCUUGGACAAGCAAACGAGAAGGAGGCACACACGCCUCCCCAACCCCAAUCGCAUGAUGAUUCGUCGACCGAAGACAUCGAACGCUCGUCCAAGGCCAUCAAGGCUAAGAAUGGUGCCACUGACGACAUUGUCGAAGUAAGCAGCACGGUCGACUCUGAAGAUGCUCUCGUUGCUGAACGUGUCAAGCAGGCGCAGGAGGGCGGUACGAUCGUCUACCGCACACUCUCGUGGCAAAAGGCUGCCAUUCUCCUAUUCACCGAAUACGUAUGCCUUGCCAUUCUCUCGUUUCCAUGGGCCUUUAGCUAUCUCGGCAUGGCAGGAGGCCUGCUCGCCACCUUCGGUAUCGGCCUCGGAGCGCUCUACACUUCGCUCACCCUGUGGAGGUACUGUCUGCGUCACCCGCACCUUCUCAACAUCUGUGACAUUGGCUACCAGAUCUUUGGCAAGAGCAAGAUCGCCUACGAGCUUACGGCGCUGGCUCUCAUCCUCAACAACGUCUUCAUCAUGGGUCUGCAUACGCUCACGGGCUCCGAGAUUCUCAACACGCUUUCAGAACAUGGCACUUGUUCGCUUGUGUUCUCCCUGGUCAUCAUGAUUGUCUCCAUCCUUCUCACGCUACCGCGAAAACUUGAACAGCUCACCGGUCUCGGCAUCGUCUCUGCCAUCUCCAUGUUCAUCUCGAUCCUGCUAGUGCUCAUUUUCACGGGCAUUCAGGGCACUCAGCCAGCUGUCGAGAACUUCUCGGAACCUGUCCACAUCACCGCCUUUGCUCCCAAGGGAACCAGCUUCGUCAAUGGCUUUUCGGCUGUCCUCAACAUUGUCUUCACGUGGAUCGGCCACAUCAUGUACCCUACCUUCAUCGCCGAGAUGAAAGAUCCGCGAGAAUUUCCGAAGGCACUUUAUGCGGUCACUGUAGCUGAAUUCAUCCUCUUCAGCGUCGCGGGCAUCGUUGUGUAUCGCUACACCGGACAGUAUACUACGGCUCCUGCUGUGGGAACACUGCGCCCUGUCUUCAAGAAGAUCGCCUUCGCCUUUGUGCUUCCGACCACCAUCAUCAUUGGUGUUCUGUACGCCUCAGUGGUCGCCAAGUACCUCUUUGGCCGCAUCUUCAUGGGUACCAAGCACUAUAACAAUCACACUGUCCUCGGGUGGGCUGGCUGGAUCGGCUGCGUGACCAUCACUUGGGUUCUUGGCUGGGUCAUCGGAGAGGCAAUUCCCUUCUUCAGUACGCUUCUCUCGCUCAUGAGUGCGCUCUUUGACUGCUACUUCGGUUACAUCUUUUGGGCCUUCGCCUUCUUCGAGCUCUACCGCGGUCAACUAUGGGUAGGCCAAUCCUGGCUGAGAAAGACUGAGACUGCUUUCCAAUUCGUCUUGAUUGCUGUCGGGCUUUUUGUGCUCGGACCGGGGACGUACGUGUCGGUAAAAUCCAUCAUCGAUAACUACAACAACGGAAGCAUCAAGGCACCCUUUACCUGUGCCGAUAAUUCGAUCUGA